Molecule: messenger RNA, 3213 nt
Organism: Xenopus laevis (African clawed frog)
Lineage: Eukaryota; Metazoa; Chordata; Amphibia; Anura; Pipidae
Gene: mfsd8.L
Product: major facilitator superfamily domain containing 8 L homeolog
Biological process (GO): transmembrane transport; chloride transmembrane transport; iodide transport
Cellular component (GO): lysosomal membrane; vacuole
Molecular function (GO): transmembrane transporter activity
Source: RefSeq, marked provisional
CAUGUACAGAACGGGGAAACAGUGGGCAGAGGAAUGAACUAUGUUCCUGAUUGUGUGGAUUUAACUGACAAAUUAUAAAUAUUAGUGGCUCGCUGCAGUUUCCCCCUCUCCUUCCUCCUUCCCCCUCAUGGCUGUCAGUGCAAAGAGAAUUCUGGUUUUUGGCUGAUGACAGGUGUGGUACACAUUCCGUUUUAGUACCUACAGUGUUCCUGAUCUUUACCCGGCAAGAUGGCCUCAAUAGAUGAUGAUGAUGAUGAUGAGAGGACACCCCUUUUGCAAGACUCUCAUAUUGGGGAGCUUGUGGAAACACAGAAGCAGUUGAAGAGCAGGUGGUGGUCCAUUAGGGUCAUGUAUCUUACUAUGUUUCUUAGCAGUGUUGGCUUUUCAAUUGUAAUGACAUCGAUCUGGCCUUAUCUUCAAAAGGUAGACCAGAGCGCUGAUGCAAGUUUCCUUGGGUGGGUUAUAGCUUCCUUCAGCCUGGGACAGAUGGUUGCUUCGCCUUUAUUUGGGUUGUGGUCUAACCAUAGGCCAAGAAGAGAGCCUCUUGUCGUUUCCAUUACCAUCUUGGUGGCAGCGAGCUGCCUGUAUGCCUAUGUACAUGUGCCUGCGUCACACAACAAGUAUUACAUGCUUCUUGCUCGGACAUUUGUUGGCUUUGGAUCAGGAAAUGUUGCUGUAGUUCGAUCAUAUGUUGCAGGUGCCACAUCACUUUCAGAACGGACUGGGGCAAUGGCAAAUAUAAGUGCUUUCCAAGCCAUGGGAUUCAUAUUGGGUCCAGCUUUUCAGGCUGCCUUGUCUGUAAUUGGAGAGACUGGAAUAACUAUCAAUGGCAUUUCCCUGCAAGUAAACAUGUAUACAGCUCCAGCACUUAUGGGAGCUCUUCUUGGCAUUGGAAAUAUCAUACUGAUAUUUGCUAUAUUCAGAGAACACAGGGUGGAUGAUCUUGGAAAAAACGUUUCGAGUAUCAACAGUGAAUCUGAAGUUACAGAUGUAGAAAAAGCUAAUGAAGGCCCCAUAGAUCAGAUUGCAGUCAUCUCUUCUAAUAUCCUGUUCUUUGUCGUCUUGUUCGUGUUUGCCAUUUUUGAAACGAUUUCCACUCCUCUAACAAUGGACAUGUAUGCAUGGACUAGGACACAGGCGGUUUUUUACAAUGGAAUUAUUCUUGCUGCUGUUGGAGUUGAAUCAGUGAUCGUAUUCCUAACUGUUAAAAUACUUUGUAAAAAGACUGGAGAACGUGUAUUACUGCUUGGAGGACUGGCAGUUAUUUGGAUUGGAUUCUUCAUCUUGUUACCUUGGGGAAAUCAGAUGCCAAAGAUUCAGUGGACAGACCUGCAAAACGCCACCAUUCACAACACUACUCAGUGGGCCUCAAGCAUUACAUCCCCUGGCAAUCACAGCGUUGAGCCGACUGGAUGUCCAGUAAUACAGACCUGGUGCUUGUAUACUCCUGUUAUCCAUCUGGCCCAGUACCUCACCUCUGACAUACUGAUUGGUGUGGGCUAUCCCAUCUGUAAUGUAAUGUCCUACACCCUAUACUCCAAGAUCAUAGGUCCAAAACCACAGGGGUUGUAUAUGGGCUGGUUAACAGCAGCUGGCAGUGCAGCCCGCACCUUGGGACCAGUGUUCGUCAGCCAGAUCUACACACAUUUGGGAACCAGAUGGACAUUUGGUAUCAUUUGUGCAUUUGUUGCCCUUUCUCUGCUACACUUAACUGCUGUAUAUAAAAGGCUUAUCCCUUUUUCUACUCGAUAUGAGAGGCUAUAGCUAGGAUACACAUUGAACUACAUGUUGCACUACUUGCUUGUUAAAGACAAGUGACACCAGAAAGUAAACCUUAUUUAUUACAUCUAUCAUAAUAUUUUCUUUGCAUGCUAUUUAUAAUUUUAAUUUUGCCAUGCAAUUAUGUAACAAAUGCAUUUACAUUUGAUAAAUGUGAUAUUCCAAUGAUAUUCCACAAUGAUGGUGGUGCAACUCCGAAAUGUAUGGCCACGUUGCACCUUGAAGAAAGGAGGCCCAGCACACACCAAGGUAAAGAUACUGAGAUAGCCUUUAUUGUGACAUUCCAGAAAGACACAACCCUGGUCCCGGACGAAGGGAGGUGUAAACCCCUAAAACGUUAUGUCUUUAAUUGUGCACCUCUUGUAGUUUAUUAGUAAGCAAACACUUAAUUCUUACAAAAAAUGUCUGCUGUGAAUAUCAGAGAAAGAGGACAAAAUAAUUGUUAUAAUAUAUAAUAAUAUAAUAGAUGUAAUAUAGCUGCAUAUUAAGUUACAGGGCCCUUUUUAACUACUGUAUCAGUCAGUAUUUAUAUGUAAUUUAUGUGUUAAUGUGCACACUACUGUACAGAGCUAUGGAAUUUGUUGGUGAUUUAUGAAUAAUCUUCUCAAUAUAGUCCUGAAAUCAGAUGUGCAUUUUUAUGUUUGAGGACACAGCCAUUGGCUCAUUUUUGGAAAAUGAAAUUAAUGAAACUUGAAUGUAAGUAGUUGAUUGUACUUACUACUGUAGAUUGGAGCUACACAACCUUUUUUUACCACAUUCAACAUAAAAAGAGUUGGGGAGCAACAUAAGGGCUGUGAUUGGCUAUUUGGUAGCCCCUAUGUGGACUGGCAGCAUACAGGAAGCUCUGUUUGGCAGCACACCUGGGUACUGUAACUAAAACUUGCCUCCAAGCAGGGAAUUCAAAAAUAAGCACCUGUUUUGAGGACACUGGGAGCAACAUCCAAGGGGUUGGUGAACAAUGUGUUGCCACCAGUUGGGGAUUACUGCUACAGAUGGUAGCAACCCCUUGGUUUUGGCUUUGUUUAGACCCCCAGCAAACUUCCUAGAAAAGGGGAAGACCAAAGACUUAGUUACAGUAUGAGUAUGUCAGGGACAUGGCGUAGAAGAAGAGUCUCUUUAGCCUAUGUUUGGCCCCUCUGUACUAGCCAUAGGCUUGCAAGUGUCAGGGUUAAGGAAGUAGAGCUCACCUCAAUGGUUGAAUUUAUUCAAGCUGAUGAGAUAGGCAACUCUGGCCCCAACGAGAAGUUUAAGCCUCUUGCUUUUAUAUGGUCAUGGAACUCCUAGGUACUUUAUUCACUAUAUAUAUAUUGUACAGUUUUUAUACCUCACUGCAUAAAUAUUUUAUUAAUUUCUGUACAAUUAUAUAUUUUGCUGCAGAGUGCUAAAGAAAUACUUAUAGUUUAUCAUAACUUAUAAAUAAAAAUGUAUUUUAAA